CGCCCAACCAGUCUCGUGCCCCUGGGCGCGCCCUGGAGAGUCCCGCGUGGGCGUCACGUGACGUGAGGGCAGCCCCAGCGCGCGGACUCGACGUCUUGGGCGAGUAAACCCGAAAAAGGGGGAUCUCCCCCUCCCCUCCUUUUUCUCGCUGUCUUAUAUAGGCAGAGACUCCCUCUCGGUGCCUUCACUGAGGCAACAAGGAGGCGGGAAGGAAGCACCUGCUUCUUUUUCAUCAUCAUCAUUAUAUUACUUUAAUUCCAAACCUAGAAUCGGAUUAUUCGCUGCGACUGGCCUGUCAGGGGCAGAGAGAGAGAGAAAGGCGGAGGACCCUAGAAGUCUGCGCUGUCCAGAAAACGGGGCUGACUUCUGGGAAGGCCACUUCGAGGAAAAAGAUUCCAAAGAGAGAGAGAGAGAGAGAGAGACCCACCGCGCAGCCACGAUGUUUCCGAGGCUCUUCCACCAGUGGAGUUUUGUAGUCUUUCUGCUCAGUUACUGCGUCCCCUCCUCGGGGAAAUCGCUGGAAGGGAACGGGCGCAGGCUCAGCAAAAGGACUGUAUCAGAAUAUCAGCUGUUACAUGACAAAGGAAAGUCUUACCAAGAUAUGCGAAGACGAAAUUUCCUGCAAAAUCUAAUUGAGGGUGUAAACACAGCCGAGAUUCGGGCUAUGCCAGAGGUAUCACCAAAUCCUAAACCUGCCACCAUUGCAAAGAACUAUGCUAUUCGAUUUGGCAGUGAUGAUGAAGGCAAAUACCUGACUCAGGAGACCAAUAAAACUCAGAUGUACAAAGAACAACCCCUUAAGCCACCAGGGAAGAAAAAGAAAGGAAAACCUGGGAAACGUAAGGAACAAGAGAAGAAAAAGAGAAGGGUUCGUUCAGCCUGGCUAAACUCCAGAUAUUUUGGGAGUGGAAUGGCACAAAUCCCACUUCUGGACAUCUUUGCUACGACACAUAUCAAUAAAAGGAGGCGUUGACAUCUUCAGCUGAGAUAUUUGGAAAACACAUUGCAGUAUUCUGUAAUAGUGAACAUAUGCAAAGUGUUAGACGUAUUUAUUAUCUGUAAAUAUUGUAUCAAAAUAAAACCUUGGCCACAGAUGCUUUCCAAAACUGCACAUCUGAACAUUGUGAAUAUGGAGGAUUUUUUGUGCUAUCUUCUUGUUACAGUUACCAUAAUUUAUUUUGUUGAAUAAUGUAUUUAUUUCUAUGAACUUUUAUCUUGGUGCUGCUGACUUCUAUAUUUUUGUAACAUAAUGCACUUUAGAUAUACAUGUCUUAAUAAGACAUAAAUAAACUAUUCCUAUUUUUAAAUCUGUUUUAAUGAGUUGCCCCAGUACAAUGGUUUCAACAAUAUUUUCAUACAUGCAUGUAUAAAAAGCCAGUACUUUUACAAUUUGUAAAGAAGUCCAAUAAAAUGUAAUCUAAUUAAAAUUA
This is a messenger RNA of Anolis carolinensis (green anole), 1430 nucleotides long. RefSeq names its product parathyroid hormone like hormone (gene pthlh). Gene Ontology annotation, molecular function: hormone activity. The transcript is spliced from 4 exons. Bases 440 to 973 code for a protein of 177 amino acids. Gene Ontology annotation, cellular component: extracellular region. NCBI's taxonomy places the organism in Eukaryota, Metazoa, Chordata, Lepidosauria, Squamata, Anolidae. Gene Ontology annotation, biological process: bone mineralization. The record is from RefSeq and is a predicted model, not a curated record.